This is a messenger RNA of Camellia sinensis, 1684 nucleotides long. Its product is annotated as CD2-binding protein-like protein. Gene Ontology annotation, cellular component: U5 snRNP. The record is from RefSeq and is a predicted model, not a curated record. Lineage: Eukaryota; Viridiplantae; Streptophyta; Magnoliopsida; Ericales; Theaceae.
ACAAAACAACUUGUGUCGUGUCCGGCCCAUUCGUCGCCUUCGCAGAUAGGCUUGCGAAAAAAACCUUUCUCUGUCAGGCGUUCUCUCUCCCACUCUCUCUCUCUCUAGAAAGAAAUCAGUGACGACGUUCCAUGGAAGAGAAACCAUCGCGAGCUCACCUCAAGCGCCCAUUUCCCGAAGACGAUGAUUCAAACAAACCCCCUACGCAAAAGAGAGUUAGGUUUCCUAAGGGUAAGAAGGUGAAACCUGGAAAUGAAAAGGUGGAUGUAUGGAAGCCUUCCGAAGACCUUACAAGUGAGCAGGUUGAUGCUCGUAAUGCAGCAAAGGAGCGUGCAAUGCAGAGGAAUCAGAUAACUGCCGAACUCCUCAGUGAAGAAAAUAGAGGGAUGCUUCAUGAUAUAUCAGCUGCAGAAGUGCGAUAUGAGGAUAACGAGACGUUUGUUCAUGAUGGGGUUCAGAUAGAACCUUUUAAUCUGGAAAAAGAGAGGGAAGAAGGCUAUUUUGAUGAGCAGGGAAAUUUUGUCGAGUACAUCCAUGAAAAUGAAAUCAAGGAUGCAUGGCUUGAUAGUGUUGAGGUUGACCCUAAACUUGCUGCAAAAGGCUCUAUGCUUACAAAUAUGGAUGAUGAUAUCCCUGACCUUUCGUCUCAAGAAAUUGGACAAAUGAAGAGGCGAAUUGCUGAUGUGCUUGAGCCUGGGGAAACGGUUUUACGAGCUUUGAGAAGGCUGAAAGGAACUUCAAAUAACAAAAAAGAAAAGAUGCCUGCAGAAACAAAACAACUCUUUGACCAGCUGACUGAAGAUGCCAUGAAGCUGAUGGAGAAUGGUGAUUACAAUGUAUAUGAUGAAAAGCAGGAGGUGUUUCAGCGUGAGGCAGAAGGAUAUGAGAGGUUGGCAAGGGCAAGAGGGGAGGGUGACUCAAUGGAUACUGUGGCCAAUGACUACAAUUCUUCUGUACUCCUUGCUACAACUGUGGGUCCUUCAAAUAUGAAUGUUUCUUCCGCAGAAAUUUUACCCAGCAAUGGUGAUGAUGCAUUUGAUAUGUUUGCCGAAGAUGAUGAGAAUGGUACUGCCAAUCCAACUGCGGAAGGGAGUAUCUUGGUUUCUGGUCCUACUCAUGAUAGAAUUGGUCAGCCCUCUGAAAGUGGAGGUUCACAGAAUGAUUAUGUAUACGAUGAGUCUUCUGGGUACUACUACAGCAGUAGCUUGGGCUACUAUUAUGACCCAUCUUCGGGAUUGUAUUGUUGUGCAGCAUCAGGACAGUGGUACUCGUAUAAUGAGGUGACGGGUGCAUACGAUGAAGUUCAGGAAGCUGCAACUGCAACCGACGUGAGCUGAUGGAUGGAGACACUAGGCUUGUAUACUAACUACAUAUUGAGCAGUUUCUGUACAGACCAGAAAAUUAUGCUGUGUGAAAUAGGGUUAUGUAGACAGCGGGGCACCGCCUUUUCUUCUGUUAUUUUCUUUUGAAACUUUUGAUCUUGGUAAUUGAGAAACCUUGCUUAAUGUUCUAUUGUGCACAUGAUGUGCUGCUUGCUAGAUGCUUGCACAGGGGAGACUGGAGAAAGGGAGGCUGUGUUUGGCGGAGUUUGUAGAACAAUUUUUUAAACAUUGGUAGAUGCUUGAUUAGUUUAUUGUUUGCAGAAACCGAGUUAAAAAAAUUUGUUAGGGACAUAUUAGCCAUA